UAAAACUUCAUAGAUUUACAAUCAGAUGAUAGAAGUAGGAAGAGUAUUUACAUGCGUUGAGCUUUGAUCUAAAUUGUAUCGAAUGUUACUGUGAGUCUGUGAGCUAUAUAAGUAAAUGGAAAUGAAGAAGAACUCAAGCAUAUAAAGCGCACAUGAGUUAUAUUUCGAAUAACAUCAAUUCCAUUAAUGUCGCUCUUCUGACUGAUCUCACUUCCUUUUAAAUAUCACCAUUAAAUAAUUGCCAAAUCUCUGUAUCACGUUUACUCUGUCUCCAAACCUCUCCCCUUUUUAGGGCCGACGAUGAAUUUUGAGAAACCUAGCUCAAACUAUACCUGGAUUUACAACAAAACCAUGUUGUUAGUAUCCAAUCUAUAUCUUGGAACUAUUUUUGAUUAUUUAGUACAACCAGGUGACAGAAAGAACAUAACCAUUAGUAUAUACUUGUUAAUAAUUAGUGAUCUACUAAUGACCCAACAUUAAUUAGAUUAGAAAGCAUGCAAAAGAUGUGACGUGGCAAUAUAUGAGAAGGUUCGACGAAGCAAGCAAAAAUAAAUUUUCCUCGUCCAUAUGAAGACUGUAUGACUAUAAAUACAACACCAUCGUAGUUAAGUCCCUUCCAUGUCAAAACCUAUGUAAGCUCGUAAACACAUCACACCAAGAUUCUUGGAGAUAUAUCUUUCUUUUUAUAGUCACUCUUGUAAACGGGAGCCAUGGUGGAUGCCAAGAAGGCGUUAGUGAUUGUACUGAUCAGCGUCGUCGUAUUACUCCUCGCCGGUUCCCCCACGGUGGUCCAAGCUUGUCUACCCUCCGAUCGCGCUGCGCUUCUCGAGUUCCGAUCAAAGCUCAACGAGCCAUACAUUGGCGUGUUCAAUACGUGGAAAGGCCAAGACUGCUGCAAAGGCUGGUACGGUGUGAGCUGCGAUCCCAAAAGCCGCCGAGUCUCCGGCAUCACCCUCCGUGGAGUAUCGGAGGAGCCGAUUUUCCAGCGGGCGAAACGGAAGGGGUUCAUGACCGGCACCAUCUCGCCGGCGAUAUGCAAACUCACUCACCUCUCCGGGAUCAUCAUCGCCGACUGGGAAGGAAUCUCCGGCGUGAUUCCGAGCUGCGUCACGAAUCUCCUUGCCAUGCGACAUUUAGAUCUCGUCGGGAAUAAAAUCUCCGGCGUGAUUCCGGCGAGUAUCGGGAAGCUGAUGAAGCUGAGAGUGCUGAAUCUCGCCGAUAAUAAAUUAUCCGGUGGGAUUCCUCCGUCGAUCACGAGACUGACGAUGUUAGCGCAUCUGGAUCUUAUGAACAACAAUCUCUACGGAGUCAUACCGGGAGACAUCGGCCGGUUAAAGAUGCUGAGUCGCGUGCUGUUAACCGGUAACAAACUCUCGGGUCAAAUACCCGAAUCUUUGACCCGGAUCUACCGGCUCGCGGAUCUUGAGCUCGGGAUGAACCGAAUCACCGGCCCUAUACCGGCUUCGAUGGGGAAAAUGUCGGUGCUCGCGACGCUUAAUCUCGACGGGAAUUUAAUCUCCGGGGCCAUUCCGGGGACACUAAUGAACUCGUCGAUCUCGAAUUUGAAUUUGAGCGGGAACCUUCUCGCGGGAAAGAUACCGAACACGUUCGGACCGAGGUCGUACUUCACGGUGCUGGAUCUUUCGAACAACCGUCUGCAGGGAGCGAUUCCGGGGAGUAUCACGACGGCGUCGUUUAUAGGCCACCUUGACGUGAGCCAUAACCAUCUUUGUGGGAAGAUUCCGACAGGAUCUCCUUUCGAUCAUCUGGAAGCGACGUCGUUUGCUUACAAUAGCUGUCUCUGUGGAAAGCCUCUCGGGAAGUGUCGGAAAUAAUUUAAUCAAAUCAUUAAGAAGUGAUUCGGGGUAAUCAAAAGCUUGAUUUGGGAUAUGUUUAUUACACACUGUUACGUUAAUACAUUAUGUUCAUGUUGUAACUAGCCUUUUGAAAGAGGCAAAGCUAUAUAUAUAAUUCAAGCGUUUUGUUUGAUGUUUUAAGUUUAUAAAGAGCAUAAAAGUAAUAAAUUAUUUA
Messenger RNA from Brassica rapa (field mustard), 2031 nucleotides. RefSeq names its product DNA damage-repair/toleration protein DRT100-like. The record is from RefSeq and is a predicted model, not a curated record. NCBI's taxonomy places the organism in Eukaryota, Viridiplantae, Streptophyta, Magnoliopsida, Brassicales, Brassicaceae. Gene Ontology annotation, molecular function: protein binding.